UCCUUGUUACUACAGGGUAUAUAAUCACUCAGAGAGCCAAUGCUCCAGCUUUCUGCAUCAGAGCAUGGCUCAAUACCAGUUACACCAGCAUCACUAAAAAAGAGUUGGGCACAGAUAUUCCUGAGAAGUUGGAGACUGUUUGCACUGAAGGCCGAAUCAACCCCAGUGAGAUUCAACUCUGCGUUCCUGCUUCUAACACCAUGGAGGUCCUGCGUUCCUUCAGCUCCGCCUCUUCCUGUCCAGACGUCUACAACUGGACCGGCAGCAGCAGUCUCAUCCUGGAGCAUUACAACUUCACCGGACGCCUCCACCACCGCAAGCCCUCGAAGAGAAGCGUGAGCGCCAUCACCGUCCUGUUCCUGUGCUUCAGCUUCUUCAUCAUCCUGGAGAACCUCUUGGUGCUGCUAGCCGUGCUUUUCCGGGUGCGUCUGCGCAAUCGUUGGAUAUUCAUCUGCAUCGCUAACAUCGCACUGAGCGACUUGCUGACGGGAUGCGCCUACGUGGUCAACAUCUGCAUGUCCGGCGACCGCACCUUCAAGCUAAGCCCAGUUCUGUGGAUAUUCCGCGAAGGAAUUUUAUUUGUAGCCUUAGCGGCGUCGAUUUUCAGCCUGCUGUUGAUCGCAGUGGAGCGCUACGCCACCAUGAUGAAGCCCAUCCACCAGAAAACCGCCACAAAGACUUACCGAAUCUACAUCAUGGUGGUGCUCUGCUGGAUAACGGCGCUCGUAAUCGGAUUCCUUCCGCUGAUGGGCUGGAACUGCGUUUGCGAUCCGAGAAGUUGCUCCACACUUCUGCCGCUCUACUCCAAGAGCUACAUCUUGUUCGCCCUGGUCAUCUUCUUCAUACUCCUGCUCACAAUCGGCGCUCUCUAUUUCGCCAUCUACUGCCACGUCCGGAGUAGCAAUGAGACCACAUCCGUACGCAGCAGAAAGCGUUCGCUGCGCCUCCUGAAGGCCGUCAUCUCCAUCGUUGGAGUCUUCAUGGUUUGUUGGGGUCCUCUGUUCAUCCUCUUGUUGGUGGACUUCUUCUGCCACUCUCGUAACUGCAGCACGCUCUUCAAUCCUGAAUGGGUGAUCGCCAUGGCCGUGCUCAACUCGGCCAUGAACCCGCUCAUUUACUCUUUCGGCAGCCUGGAGCUUCGCAAAGCCAUCGCUAAGCUCCUGUGCUUUUGUUGUCUGAGGGCGGGACUGUGCGACUCCAAGACCUUCAUGUCCAAGGAGACUUCCAGCACCUCUGGGAGUCGACAUAGUAGCCUGCGCAACAGCUUCAGCAAGGUGCGAAACCUGAGCACCAGUCCACAGCCUGAACCGAGGAAUGGCAAGAAAACACGCCUCAGCUCCACCACUUCUUGUUUAUCCGCGUCGAGCGGUUAAGCCGCGGUGGCCAGGUGUGUUUCUCCUUCGCCACAGGAACUGCACCUCCUCAAACACACCGCCGUUGUGGCUUCAGUGAUGUUUCAAUCGUUGAGGGUCAAAAGACAGCAGGUGUGAGUUUCCUUGCACAUAGACGAAUGCAGAAAGGACUGUUAAAGAAAGCAGCUGUGCAACAAAAACAGAAAACUUUUUAAAAAAAAUCAUAUAUAUAUAUAUAUAUAUAUAUAUAUAUAUAUAUAUAUAUAUAUAUAUAUAUAUAUCUUGUAACUUGAAUGCAUUUCUAUACAACAUUUGAGCCGAGUGCAAAGGAAAGCGACCACAACUGUAAAAUACUUCAAAUACAAACUGCCUUUUAUUGUUGUUUAAACGAGAAUGUACAAGUAAUAUGAAUGUUAUAAUUUAAAAACGAGAAAGUAUAUAUUUUUAUAUUCUACAUGAAAGAGAUUCUUUAGAUUUUAUGCACGCACUUUUGAAACUGUUUAAAAGUUUUCAGGGAAUUGUUUUGAGAGUAUACAAUGUAAAAUAGUUUUGAAGCAAAUAAAAUAAAGCAUUGAUUAAUACUGAUAAUGCAAGGUUUCUUGAAGAUUCUCAGUCAAUAACAUUCAUUGAACACAUGAGGGAGACAAUAUACAGACUUCUUCAACGAAGCAUGCUUCAGUACUUCAAACAGCAUUGAAACACGUCAAAUUCUAAUGAAUUAUGCAUACAAUAUUACACAAUACACAAAAUAAUAACAUUCCCUGGCCAAAAGAUUCUAACUACCAGGUUAAGCUUUACAUGACACAAAUGUGAAAUAAUACUUCCAGUUUUAUGUAAAAUCCACUCAGAGUUCAAGAAUCCACCAAAAGCACAAAAGUUGAAACCACGGCCCUCCAAAAAUAACAUGACAACCCGUCUCAAAACCACCUGGACGAUCCAAACAGAUGUUGGAAGAAUGCACAAUGCAUGGAAGAAAUGAAAAUGGUAUGUACAGGUACAAAACCUGUACAUGUCCACAUAAAAGUAACGUUGCCCACCCACAGAACUGUUAGCAUUUGCAUAUUACAUUUACAUUUAGUAGACGCUUUUAUCCAAAGCGACUUACAGUGCAUUCAGGUUAUACAAUUUGUAAAAUGUUUUUCAGUAUGUGAUAUUAGAUAUAGUAUUUACAUAAAUACUUGUGGAAAAUAUAAACAAACGCGUACUCCACUAGCCCCUGAUUAGCAUACAUCUUCCAUCCGUCUGUGAUGCUAAAUGAUGGAAACAACGAAAUACUUUCUUUAGGCAAUGUCAUGUCAUAGAACCACACAUUCAUGUUCACACCAACGACAAUAACUGUAAUUAUAACGUUUUAAUAAGCACGUCUAAUUUUAUGAUUAUAGGGAAGUCAACACACUAAUUUAGAGCCGCAGUAGGCUAGGUUUAAUUUUGAACAGGCAUGAAAACGAGACUGUGAGAGACUGAAGCACAUGCGUUCAAUUGAUUUUUAUUCAAAUCACAAACACAACAAUCACAAUAAAUGACACACAAACAC
Molecule: messenger RNA, 2886 nt
Organism: Carassius auratus (goldfish)
Lineage: Eukaryota; Metazoa; Chordata; Actinopteri; Cypriniformes; Cyprinidae
Product: sphingosine 1-phosphate receptor 4-like
Exons: 2
Coding region: 201-1373 (390 amino acids)
Biological process (GO): G protein-coupled receptor signaling pathway
Cellular component (GO): membrane
Molecular function (GO): sphingosine-1-phosphate receptor activity
Source: RefSeq, a predicted model, not a curated record